GGAAGUCGCGGUGGUGCGGCCGAAUUCGGCGGCGCCACGUCUGGCUCGGGGCUCCCCUCCCUCCCUCCCUCCCUGCCCGGGGCGGCGGCGGGAGCAGCGGGCGGAGCGCGGCCGGACCCUCGUCUCGUCUCUCCUUCAGCGGCCGGCUCGUAGCGCGGUCUCGGCAGCGGCCGGGCGCGGCGGCGACGACUACGACAUGUCCGACCUAGGGGACUGGUUCCGGAGCAUCCCGCUGAUCACCCGUUACUGGUUCGCCGGCUCCAUCGCGGUGCCGCUCAUCGGCAAACUGGGCCUCGUCAGCCCCGUCUACCUCUUCCUCUGGCCCAGCGCCUUCAUCAACCGCUUCCAGAUCUGGCGGCCGAUAACUGCAACUUUCUUCUUCCCAGUGGGACCUGGAACAGGAUUUCUCUACUUGGUGAAUUUGUAUUUCUUAUAUCAAUAUUCAUCACGAUUAGAAACAGGGGCUUUUGAUGGAAGGCCAGCAGAUUACAUGUUCAUGCUCCUGUUUAACUGGAUCUGCAUUGUUAUAACUGGCUUGGCAAUGGACAUGCAGUUGCUGAUGAUUCCACUUAUCAUGUCAGUACUUUAUGUGUGGGCCCAACUGAACAGAGACAUGAUUGUAUCAUUUUGGUUUGGAACAAGAUUUAAGGCCUGUUACCUCCCAUGGGUUAUUCUGGGAUUCAACUACAUCAUUGGUGGAUCAGUCAUCAAUGAGCUGAUAGGAAAUCUGGUUGGACACCUGUAUUUCUUCUUAAUGUUUAAAUAUCCGAUGGAUUUGGGAGGAAGGAAUUUUCUGUCCACACCUCAGUUCCUGUACCGCUGGUUGCCAAAUCGAAGAGGAGGCAUCUCAGGGUUUGGUGUCCCUCCUGCUAGCAUGAGGAGAGCUGCAGAAGAUCAGCAGGGGGGUGCAAGACACAACUGGGGCCAAGGUUUCCGACUGGGUGACCAGUGAAGAAUUCCUGUCCUUGGAAAAGAAGCAACUCUUCAUUUUUUAUUGGACAUAGAACCAACCCUUCCUGGUGCAGAGUAUGCUUAAGAACUGAGCUCUCUGUAGUACUCUUGGAUUUAACUGAUUAGAAAGAGUAUUUCUGGUUCAAGAGAAAACUCAAAACUCCAGAAGGGAAAAUUGUAGAUCUUGCUCCAGGCUAGCCAGUAGUGUCCAAUUUGAUUCUGCCAUUAAAAAAAGCCUUCUUUAUACAGUAUUGUCUAUCUCUUGCAAGGGGCAUCCAUUAUGCCAUCUUGUUCCAUGGUGUGAUGGAACAAACUAAUGGUGUUCUCUCUCAUCUGGUACGUUAAAAGCUUUGCUGACUGUGAUUAAGGUAAGAAUCCAGUGUGAGGCAGAUGUAUCAAAUAACCCUGAAGUUUAGAAAGCUGACUUUUUCCAUAGCUGUGCUUAAAUCCCAGGGUCUUUGGGAACAUUAUUUAAGUGAUAUCUCUCUGCUGCAUUCAUAAAGCAAAUUGCAAACAUUUCAUUUCCAUUAUUAAGCUGUAUUUUGAAGGGAGUUUUUCCUUGCCAUUCAGCAUUUGUCAUGGCUGCUACAGCAUGGGAUGGACAAGACGUAGGAUAAGAGGGCUUUUGUUUGAAAUGGCAAUAACAGGUAUUCACAGAAUUGAAAUAUCUGAACUCUUCGUGGCAUCUCUGAAUUCUUGGCCUCAAGAUUUCUGUUUUGAUUGCACAAUUGGGUAACACAUACUACUUAAACUAGAAAAUAUCACGUAUCGUUGUGGUUAAUGUAAAGGGUACUGACUGCAGCAUUAUGUUUAUUAACUGAAUCUUCAACUUUCUCUUACAAGCUUUAAGACAUCAAAGAAUCAAAGCUGGAAAUAAACUUUUCCAGGGUCAAGUUACAGUAGAACAGAUUGCUCUAUUACAGAUCUCUUUCAUUGUCAAAUAAGAAAUUAUGUACACUGUUUAUUGGUUUCUGUACUUUUUUGGUAAAACUUUUUGACACGGAAAAGGGAAUGAUUCUGUACAGUAGUUUGCCUCAUACUGGGUUCCUGUGGGUAGAGCACAGGGUUGAAAUCUGGGAUGCUGUGAUGCUAGCUUGUUGCUGACUCACUGCAUGGACUUGAGCAAACUAUUACUAAUCUCAGUUUUCCCAGCUGUAAGGAGGGCUCAUUUGUGUCACACAGCAUUCUUGAAAGGCAGCUGUCCCCAGCUCCCCAUGGUGGAAGCUGUUAGUGAGCAAGGUAAGGCUUAGGUUCACAGAAAUGAGAACACUUGAGCUAGGAAAACAAUUACUCUAAGCUUAACCAAGACUGAAGUUGUAAAAUAGUUGCUUGCUUUUUGUUUUACAGUCGGAGAAUGAAGAGCACCAUCACUAGGAUGAGAUUCAAGUCUUUGAUUGAAUUUCCCUUUAGCAUUUGUCUGUCUUUUUACUGGGUAGGUAGGGCACAGAAGGAUGUUCUUUCUGCUCCAACUGGGGUGUCUCAGGUAUCUAUAAGUAGGUGAAGUGAAUCUGGGCCAAAAUGUUUUUACUACUCCUUUGUUUCUUCACAAAAGCUGGGUUUUGAAAGUUUAGAAACAUGUACAUACUACUUGGUUUGAGUGAAAAAUAAGCAGUUGGACUGGAAUAUUUCAGCUGGCUUGUUUGGGGAAAAAAACCUGCAACUCAGUUUUUUGAUCCAACCUGUGAAAAAAUCUAAACUGCUAAGGAUGAUAUUGUGUGCUUAAUUUUUAUAGGAACUUGGAGUUGAGAAAUCACCCACCAUUUUUGUCCAUUCAGUGAUAACUUUAAAGAUGCUCUUCUCUUGUUCUUUUUAAAAAGGGUAGAUAGAAAAGAGGAUGGCAGUGUUGUAAAUACAAAUCCAUUGUUGACCAACAGCUGCUAUUUGGCACUCACUUGAAAAGUGUGAAAAACAUCGUUUUUAGAGGUUUCAUGAUGCAGUUGGUGUUUUAAUCAUUGUAAUACCACUGUCUCCAUAGCCUGUCUUCAUCUUGAUCUUGAGCCAGUACCUGACUGUUAAGUGAAGAUGGAAUAGUUUGUGACUCAGCUAAAACCCUGGCACACUCAAAUUCCAGAACAUCAUUUUAGCGAAUGCCAGUAGAAAGCCUUGAGUGAGAAGAAGUCAUUGCCUGUUUUUUCUUGUGGCUUUUCUAAAUUACAAGGAAAGGGUUUUCAAGGAAAAUAGACUUCUUAGAAGUCAUGUUUAUCUUUUAGCUGCUUCAAGUCAAUUUACUUUGAUAUAUGGAAAAUUCACUUCAGAAUUCCAUAUUGCGAGCUCAGUUUGUUGGUUUUUUUCUUGCCUGUCACUUGACCUGAAGCACUGCUUGUCCUCCAGUGUACACUGACAAUGGCAGUCUCUUGUUAAAUGAGUACCUCCUUUCUUAUUUUGUACAGAUAAUUUCCCUUUUUGUAAUCAGUUUUUGUUGGCAAAGUUUUAAAUUAAAGUUUUAAUCUCUGUUACUGUCUCUGUUUCCCUAAAUCAUAUUUCAGCUCAGGCAAGGCUGUGAUCUGCACGUCCUGGGGAAAUGCCUGACAGCUGCACGGUGACACCACCUCCUACUGUUAGUACUCAAGAAAAUAACCUGCUUUUUGGCUGGGGCUCAUCUUCUCUGAUCAGUUGCAAAACCAUAAAGGCAUUUUCUUUGUCUCUGUCACUGUGAGUUUUGACAGCCUGUCCUUCCUGGGCUACUACAGUUUUACAGCUUUUUUUGUAUACUUGAUGAUUCAUUCUUUGUUGUUCUCUGGAAAGAAGUAACAUUCUACUCACCUUCCAGCUUUUUCUGAUUGACAGAGAUCAUUUGCUUUUCCAGGGCUGAACUUGGUAUUCUGCAGUACCCUAUCUCUAUUCAACCAGAUGUGUGUAGCUGUCAGAAUCUCUUUGGAGGGUCACCCGAUCUGGAGACACAUGGAACAUCCUCUGAAUGACUUCUGGUCCUCAUCACUCAUCUGACUGCACUUUUCCUGUUUGUUACCAGAGAGGCACCAAAGGGGAUCAUGGACUUGGUACCUCAGGCACUGUGUGAAUUUAUUGUGCUCCUUGUACUGGAAAGUUUUGCUCCAUACUAAAUACACCAGAUAGAACAGUGUG
Molecule: messenger RNA, 4035 nt
Organism: Calypte anna (Anna's hummingbird)
Lineage: Eukaryota; Metazoa; Chordata; Aves; Apodiformes; Trochilidae
Gene: DERL1
Product: derlin 1
Exons: 8
Coding region: 197-952 (251 amino acids)
Biological process (GO): endoplasmic reticulum unfolded protein response
Cellular component (GO): Hrd1p ubiquitin ligase ERAD-L complex; endoplasmic reticulum membrane
Molecular function (GO): misfolded protein binding; ubiquitin-specific protease binding
Source: RefSeq, a predicted model, not a curated record